Rasamsonia emersonii CBS 393.64 is the source of this 300-nucleotide messenger RNA. RefSeq lists its product as uncharacterized. The coding region runs from base 1 to 300 and encodes 99 amino acids. The record is from RefSeq and is a predicted model, not a curated record. The transcript is spliced from 2 exons. Lineage: Eukaryota; Fungi; Ascomycota; Eurotiomycetes; Eurotiales; Trichocomaceae.
AUGAAAUCCUUCACCAUCGCCACCACCACCACAAUCAUCCUCGCCAUAGGAGCCAUGGCCAGGAACUGCACGCCGGGACUGAACUACUGUGGAAGCACCUUACUGGACAUUGGCCACUACCAAUCCCAAAUCGACCAGGCCAUCGCCGACGCAGGCGUGCCGGAGGUGGACAACGGCCGCGAGUCGCUCUUCCAUUGCAUCGGUGGUGAUAACGGCGUCAUUAAAUACCUGGGGGACUGCCCCAAUGGGUGCCAUGAUGCCGGGGCGGGGAACAGUGAUUAUUGUGUUGGACAAGAGUGA